Diabrotica virgifera virgifera (western corn rootworm) is the source of this 2667-nucleotide messenger RNA. Its product is annotated as probable ATP-dependent RNA helicase CG8611. Gene Ontology annotation, biological process: ribosome biogenesis. Bases 243 to 2594 code for a protein of 783 amino acids. The transcript has 9 exons. Gene Ontology annotation, cellular component: nucleus. Gene Ontology annotation, molecular function: nucleic acid binding; RNA helicase activity; ATP binding. The record is from RefSeq and is a predicted model, not a curated record. NCBI's taxonomy places the organism in Eukaryota, Metazoa, Arthropoda, Insecta, Coleoptera, Chrysomelidae.
UUGGCUGCACGUGCACAUGUGUAAUGGUGUAGUGUACAAAAACAUAACCUGUAAACUGUGAAAUUGUUUUGGCCUAUAUUUAUUAAAUAAUUUAUUUUAGUUAAUUUGUGUAUGAAUAAACUUUAACGUUAGAAAGGAAGUGUUUUAAAUAUUUACAGUGCAAUCGUUCAAUCAUCGAAUCAACCAAAAGACAAAUUGUGCCAUUGUAGAACAGAUUGUGUACACUAGUGGAGUCUCAAAUAAUGACAACUUUCAAAUUUACGUUUGACAAAAAUAAGAAACCGCCAAAAGGUGUGUUGGUUGCUAAAAAGAGGAAAGCUACAUCUGAGGACACUAUUAUUCCAAAGAAAUUAGCUAAAAAUAAGGUAUUAAAUGAAUCUGACAAUACAAAGAUUAAAAAGAGAACAGAAAAACCACCCAAAGUAGUAAGUUCUUCAGAAACUAACACAGCAAAUACACAACAAGGAAUAGGAAACAAAAAUCUUGAUAUUAGGCAAGCAACAAAUACUUUAAACAAUGAAAAAAGUAGUGAUUUUAGUCCUAAUACUAGUCAGAAAUUUAUCAAACGUAAAUGGAAAAAAGACAAGUUAGCAGCCAAGAAAGCAGCAGCUGAAGGUAACACUCCAACUCAUACUGAUCCACAGAAAAAACCCCAGCAAUAUUCAUUAUUUAAUACAGGACAUAAGGAUGUUUACGUCAAAGGUAAUGCGAAAGGCAAAUCAGUGGUUGAAAAGGUUUUUAGUGCAGAUAAAAAGUUUAGUGACUUAGAUAUACAUAAAUACAUAGUUUCUAAUUUGGAAAAACAUCAUUUUACAACUCUGACGAAUGUGCAAGAAAAAUCUAUACCUGCGAUACUACAAGGACAGAAUGUUUUGGUUAGAUCUCAGACUGGUUCUGGUAAAACGUUAGCAUAUGCUGUUCCAGUAUUGCAAGCUCUACAAAAUAUUAAUCCUAGGAUACAAAGGACUGAUGGAGUGCAAGUCAUAAUUGUCGUUCCUACUAGGGAAUUGGCUUUACAAUCCUACGAACUGUUUAAAAAGAUCAAUACCUUCCAGUGGAUUGUCGUCGGAAAUUUAUGUGGGGGAGAAAAUAGAAAUACAGAAAAAACUCGUCUUAGAAAAGGUGUACAUAUCCUAAUUGCCACACCCGGAAGACUUUUGGAUCACAUGUUGCAUACAAAUGCGUUCAAAACCAACAAUGUUAGAUGUUUAAUCUUAGAUGAAGCCGAUCGUUUGCUCGAUAUGGGAUUUAAAAAGGAUAUUGUGAGAAUGGUUGAAGAGUUGGAUAACGCAAAAACAAAUGCCGAAUACAACCCGCUAGCGUUACUAAAGAAAAAAUCUUUUACUGAUAACGAGGAUGAUGAUGUUAUAGAAACUACAGAAACUGAAAACACCUCCCAAAAAAUGCCCCUAGGAGAUCCUAGUAGUAAAGUCAGACAAACGGUACUCUUAUCUGCUACGCUUAAUAAAGGUAUAGCAGAAUUGGCAGAUUUCACGAUGAAGGACCAUGUGUAUAUUGAUGCUUUGGACGAAUUUACCACUCAGAAUCCGGAGAUGAUGGUUAUACCUAACACUGUGCAGCAAAAGUUUAUUGUAACGCAUGUCAAACAUCGGUUAUUUACGUUGUCGGCUCUGAUUUUGUCACAAGCGAAAACGAAUUCAAAGGUGUUUGUUUUUAUGGGCACGAGUAGUAUGGUCGAUUACCACUACGAACUCUUCACCAGAUAUUUGAUAAAAAUGCCAAGACACAGAGGACAAUUGGCAAAUAAUCAAGUAAUGGUACUCGAAGAAGACGAAGAUAGCGACGAUGAGGAAAUAGUCGCAGACGUAGAAAUCUUCAAGCUUCACGGCAACAUGGACCAAAGUGCCAGAAAGCAGGUCUUUACCAGUUUUAGAGCUGCCAAAAAGGGUGUUUUGUUAUGCACGGACGUAGUAGCCAGAGGCAUAGACGUACCAGCAGCUGAUUGUAUUGUCCAAUACAACGGUCCUCAAAGCAUCGAAGACUACCUUCAUAGAGUUGGAAGAACUGGACGAGCUGGAAAAUCAGGCACGUCUUAUAUAUUCUUAACGCACGAAGAACAGGAUUUCGUCACCGAAAUGGAGAAGCACAGAGUUUAUUUACAGAAACAAGACACGGAGAGGUUUUUAGAAAGCUUGAGUGACAUAAUGGAAGAACCUGACUUCGAAAAAGCUGCCACGGCUCUUCAAAAGCGCUUUGAAAGCGCUUUAGAAAAAGAUAAAGAACUUCAUCGAGCAGCAUGUAGCGCUUACUCAUCUUGGUCUCGAUUUUACAACACCUAUUCCAAUAAAAUGAGACCAAUAUUCGACUUUAAAAAGGCCAAUUUGGGACACUAUGUAACUAGUUUCGCGUUAAAGGAAACCCCAACAGCGGUAGCGAGGAUCGUGAAAGGACAAUUCGCUAAAAAGGAAGCACCAAGACUGAAUAAGAAGCUUGCAAAUCACGAAGAUGAUGCUCCACCACCGAAAGCGCCCAAAAAGAAAAAGAUAAAAUCGCUCAGUCUAACAACUUCCGAGUUUUCGAGCGGUUUGGAGCCUGUUAAAAAGAAGAAGAAGAAAACAUUUGACGACCAAUGAACUGUUUUCUUUAUUUCAUAAUAGAGUUUUAAUAAAGUAUCGUUUAUUUUUUAAUAAACUUAAUAUAUUAUAA